GCAACGAAGAAGAAGCAUCUGCAGUCCAUGUUGAUGUCAACAUGAGUGCUGACAACUCGUGUUCAGACAUAUUACUUCCUUUACGAAAUCUUUGUAACUCUGUUAAGUGCAUACGAGACCGGGUAAAAGAUGGAGAGUCCAGUGAGUGCAGUAGUGAAUUCAACAUGACUGCUUUCUGGAACACUUUGAUUCAGUCAGUGAAGGCCACAUCCCAGGAGGCAACAAAACUCAGCCUGGCGUUCUCUAAACCACCCCUGCCCUCCUCUCAGGAUGCGGAGAAGAUAGCGGACUCGAUUCAGAAGGCCGUGUUGGCGUUGUCUACGGUCUACUACUGGCUGCCAAAGACCCAGGGAAUCAUUUUGAGAAGAGUCGUGCGAGAUGCCACUGCAGAUGUGCUUGAUGGAAUGGUCCAAUUGCUUGACAUCAUCCUGAACUCCCCCCUUCAAAGUUUGUCCCAGGAGCAGCUGAUGUCCACGGGAGGAGUAUGGGCGACAUGUGACCGCUUUGAGCAGCUGCCAAGAGAUAACCGUGCUGCUGUGCUGGGUGUCCUGGUCUCUUAUCAGGGCGUGGUGAAGGAUGCUAUCGAGGAGAUGGAGCAGGCCCAGUCUGAAAACCAGGACCCUUUCGCCGACCUCCUGGACGAUGAGGACCUGGACGAGCGCGGCAACCGGGACACGUACUGGAGCGAGGCGGACCGGCGGCUGAUGGCCCCCUGCCAGGGCCUGAUGAAGGCGUCCUUGGCGUGCCUGAAGAAAUUGAGCUCGUCCGUGCGGGGCAAUGCCAAGGUCGACACCCCCGACAACGUCGCCCAGCUGGACGACCUGGCGGACAUCACCCACGACAUCAGCCCCAGUGUUGAUGACCUGGCCCUCAGUCUAUACCCCCCUAUGGAUCACACGGCAGUGGAACUCAACGCUUCUAAACUGGCAGCUGUUUUAAAGAAAGUCUUAGAGAUCAUCAGGGCGACCCAUGUGUGCACUGAAUCGGACCUGACUUGGGUCCAGUUUCUGGACGGAGCCGUGGAUCACAACCUACAGAAAGCCAGAAGAGCAGCUGAGGGCUCUGACUGAGCCGUGUGUGUGUGUGUGUGUGUGUGUGUGUGUGUGUGUGUGUGUGUGUGUGUGUGUGUGUGUGUGUGUGUGUGUGUGUGUGUGUGUGUGUGUGUGUGUGUGUGUGUGUGUGUGUGUGUGUGUGUGUGUGUGUGAGUGUGUGUGAAUGUGUGAAGGCGUGACGAUUCAUACCUGAGCUCAAAUGGAUUAUGAAGAACUCUCUGUGUGUGUGUGAGAGAGAGAGAGAGAGAAUGUCAAAGCAAACAUGAUUGAGCUCAGAUAGACACCUACGAACUUGUGUGCAAGUGUGUGUGUGGUGGGAAUUCAGAUUAAAUAAUCACGCUGAGACAGAUCCUCCAGUUC
Sardina pilchardus (European sardine) is the source of this 1412-nucleotide messenger RNA. It is a transcript of the gene ccndbp1, whose product is annotated as cyclin D-type binding-protein 1. The coding region runs from base 42 to 1070 and encodes 342 amino acids. The transcript is spliced from 11 exons. Gene Ontology annotation, cellular component: nucleus. Gene Ontology annotation, biological process: regulation of cell cycle. The record is from RefSeq and is a predicted model, not a curated record. NCBI's taxonomy places the organism in Eukaryota, Metazoa, Chordata, Actinopteri, Clupeiformes, Clupeidae.